Molecule: messenger RNA, 3237 nt
Organism: Paramacrobiotus metropolitanus
Lineage: Eukaryota; Metazoa; Tardigrada; Eutardigrada; Parachela; Macrobiotidae
Exons: 4
Coding region: 540-3059 (839 amino acids)
Source: RefSeq, a predicted model, not a curated record
UCUCUGGUUCUAACGCGUUUGAGACUUUGAGUCUACUGUAUGAGGAACUUAAAUAAUAUGGUUUACGUAAUUCAAGUCCUAAUUAGGUAGCAAAGUGAGCAGUAAAAUAAUGCCACAGUAUUUACACCGUGCAUACAGAUGCGUACAAUGCAUGCUUAAGCUGGCGUGCUGUGCACAGACGAGCACUACCGUUUUCCGGCGUAGGGCUUAAAAAAUGCAUCCAUUAAUUGCAGCAAAUUAGCAAUAAUAAUUCGCGCGACUGCACUAUGCAAUCAUAUCUGUAUCUAAUUAUGUUGCCGACCACGCUGGUUUUUUGAGAAUAUUACGUAGAUGGAAUACCGCAAACUUUUACUAUUUACAUUAACAUUAACCUGAUGUAUUGUAAGCAAUGAGCUGGAUCACAUUGAUCAGGUGGGAGCAAUAACACUCCGACCCAUGGUUGACAUUCCUUACCAUUAAACCUGAAGUGGAUUCUGUGUUGCACUGACGCUAUUAAUAAAAUUUUAUAUGGAUUCGUACUGAACAUUUACUGUUCAAAAAUGGAUCCAGGGAGACCAUCGGCGGCAGCCAAACUUUUCCUAAAUGUACUCAUGAAUGACCGCUCCAUGCGAAGAGCAGCCUCCCUGAAUUUAAAGGACUAUGGUCUGACCAAAGGAAAUUCGGGAUCGUUUUCCGGAAAAGAGAACAUAAAGCUUAAGAAAUCCGCGCCCCCAACACAUACACGUCCGUCAUCCGCGGCUUCUCGAUCGCGAGCAUCUAGUUGCAGCAGCGAUGCCUCCACGGCGACACUGCAUGCCACAUUCACCAAUCUCAUGAAAACCAUUUCCGACACCAAACGCAAUCACAUUGCUGUAAGAUUUGAUUCACGCACCUUGACAUUCGGUCAGCUGGCCCGGUUAUCCGACUGUGUCGCCGCAUAUUUACAAAGCAAGGCGAAAACUCUUCCCCACACCGGUCCCGUAAAGAUCGCCUUCCUAGCACCGCGUUCCAUUGAAACCAUCCCAAUAAUUUUCGGCAUGACGAAAAUGGGCGCGGCCGCCAUUCCCGUGGAUCCGCAGUGGACCGUGGACCGAAUCCAGAUCAUCCUGACCGAAACCCGGCCGCAUAUAUUUAUCUGUGAUGAUACUCUUCGACUGCAAUUAGAUAUUAAAAAUUUACCAGUGGAGGUGAUUGAUGCACAGAUGUUUCUUCUGAUUGCUGCCGAUUAUGCAACGUUCUACCGGCGUGCUCCGACCAUCGUCAGUCAGGAUGAAGACAGCACAGCGGUGAUUCUGUACGACGCGGAUACGCUGCAGUCGUACGAAUUUUCCCACAAAUUAAUUCUGCAUCGUCUUGCCGCACACUGGGAUAAACUGUACUUCACCAGUAAUGAAGCCGAGACCGUUUUGGUCAAAUCCCCUUUCACUUCGAUUAAUAUUCUGAUUGAGUUGUUCGGCACAUUAUUGGGUGGUCAGACGGCGCUGUUCCUACCGGUGGAUAUUUGCUCACAACCUGCGGUAUUCAUCCAUGUGCUGGAGACCUUUCCUGUUCGACGGUUGCUACUCACUCCGACGGAAUUAAACCACCUGUUGCUGUACAUUAAAGAACGCAAGCGAGAAUUUUUUGGAUCGUUGAAAUUAGUUAUGAUUCACCAGCAAGAACACGAUGCACUGUCAUGUGAAACAGCCGAAGAGUUUUUUGACGUUUUCUCUCCCAGCAAACUAGGAUAUUCGUAUGCCGUCGGGGAAUUAGCCGGGGAAAUCGCCUGGUGUAUUUUUGACAACAAGGAGGAUCUGAGUUCCCACGUCGAGAAUGACCUGAUCCCCGUGGGAACGCCCAUCAGUCCGGAAUUGGAGCUGCUGGUGUUGGACGAUGACAUGCAGCCAGUAACGAACGGAACCACCGGGAAACUCUUUGUCAACUGCAACUGGUUAAGGAAGCGGAUUGCGGAAGUAUCGGUCGCUGUUAACGGUCUGGGUCAUGACCAUGACGAUUCGGGUGAAUUAUCCGAUAUGGUCCGGACUGGGCGGUCGGCGUUCAUCGAACCGAAAUCUGGUUUUCUUUACAUAAUUCCUGAACCUCCGGUAAAACAAGAAAUCGAGGAGGAAUUAGCGCCCCCGAAUCCGCCCCCGACUCCACCUCCCGUUCACGAAGUGCCCAUGGCCAGUGAAGAAGCGGUUACGGUUUCGGUCCCGUCCGAAUCGGCUACUGUCGCGAUACCGACACCGGUUUUUGUCGCCGUGCAUGCGCCCGACGAAAUGUCCCCGGAGUUAAAAGAUGAAGCUGUUAAUCUUCUGCUUUCGGGGAUACUGUCCAGUUCUGACCUGACAUCCCAUGAAGAAAAUUUGCACCUGCGAUCUCAGUUGGCGGAGUAUGCGCUGACCAUAUUCGAAGGAAUGGAGCCGCGGGAAUUCGUGUUUAUUGUUACCGAUGAUCGCGAUGAAGCCUGUGGUAUUGGAAUGGCUUACGAUCCCUUUGAAAUUUCAGCUGAUUUAAAGGAAUUAAUGCAUCCUAUGAAGGAUCCCAGGAAUCAGCUGCUUCACAGAAUUCUGAAGCCGUUAACAAGAACGCUACCACAGUCAGCCGGUUGCAUUGUUGUUCUGCAUCUGAUGUCCGUUGUUGAUGAUACGCUAUCAGACGAAGAAAAAUUCUCGAUCUAUUCCCAGAUUGACGAAGAACUUGAAAAGCGAGCACGCCGGCUGGGUUACCAGUUUAUUAUGACUACGAAUUUUGACGUAUUAAUGCAGAAAGUUAGUGAAUCACGAGGUUAUCAGCGCUGGGCCAAGCUGCAAUUAAACCGGCUAUGUUUGUCUUCCGGCAUUGUGCCCUUCGACGACAAACCAGAUACAGACACCAUGACUUUGGACGUAUUGCCAUUAAUACGGGUACCGAUGAUUAACAUUCAGGAGACAAUUCCAGAAUAUACCUAUACUAGGGACAGAUCGAGAAGUGUUUCCUUCGGGGCAAUGGGGACGACACGGAUGGAGUACCAUACAGUGGAUUCUUUUGUUGAGGAUGCCGCCAAUUGGCUGGCGACGGAAAUGGAACUGGCAACUGCAGACCAGCCCGAUGGCGUGUGAUGUUUACUGCUGUCAUUACUGUACUUUGUGCUCCAACUUGGGUGCGCGUACAUAUAUAUAAACACAAACAAUUCUGUGAUUCCAUUGUUUUUCAUUAAUUAAAUUAUUCAAGCAAACAAUAAGGAGUAACCGAACCUUGGAUUACGCAGUUGUGAACAAUCUUGCUUUCCUGUUCUCG